This is a messenger RNA of Oncorhynchus mykiss (rainbow trout), 2213 nucleotides long. Its product is annotated as peripherin-2. Gene Ontology annotation, cellular component: plasma membrane. The record is from RefSeq and is a predicted model, not a curated record. Lineage: Eukaryota; Metazoa; Chordata; Actinopteri; Salmoniformes; Salmonidae. Gene Ontology annotation, biological process: visual perception.
UUUCUCCCCAAAGAUUUUUUUCACAAACUAUCUGGUUGUAUUAUUCCUUAUUUACUUUUUGGAUAACAAAACCACCUUUCUUCAUCAAGAAUUAUCUUACUGUCUCUCCUUUGAGAAACACUCAUCAGAAUACUCCAUCUCCAGUUCAGAAUUCUACCUGUUCCGCUUGAAGUUUUUCCAGGCUUACUGUUCUUCACCUUUGACCCGAUCCUUUCUCAAGGCCGCCUUUCUCAGAUCGCUCCAGCAGUCUGUUGCUGCACUCUCCUUCUUCCCCUCAGAUCCCUUCAUCACCACAUUCCUCAUCCAAUUCUCACAGUGACCCUCGGAGCCUCCGUGGGCUCCCACUAACACCAUGGUGCUGAUGAAGAUGAAGUUCCCUUUUGAGAAGAGAAUGAAGCUAGCCCAGGGGCUGUGGCUGCUCUCCUGGAUGGCCACACUGGCCGGAGCGUUGACUUUCACCCUGGGCUGCUUCCUCAAGACCGAGCUCCGCAGGAGGGCAGAGGUAAUGGACAACACAGAGAUCCAUGCUGUGCCCAACACUCUGAUGAUAGUGGGUCUGGCCUCUCUGGGUAUCAACUACUUUGCUGGCCGUAUGUGCCAGGAUGCCCUGGAUGCCGGACGCUUCCCCCGCUGGAAGACCUUCCUACAACCCUACUGGGGAGUCUCCCUCUUUUUCACACUCCUCAUGCUGUCGACUGUGAUCAUGAGCUACGCUAUGAAGGGGAAUCUGGAGUGGUCCCUGAAGAUCGGCCUGAAGAACGGCAUCCGCUUCUACAAGGACACAGACACACCCGGCCGCUGCUUCCAGAAGCAGACCAUUGACCGCCUGCAGAUGGAGUUCCAGUGCUGUGGAAACACCGACUUCAAGGACUGGUUCGAGGUCCAGUGGAUCAGCAACCGCUACCUAGACUUUAGCUCUAAGGAAGUGAAGGACCGUGUUAAGAGCAACGUGGACGGGCGUUACCUGUUUGAUGGGGUCCCUUUCAGCUGCUGCAACCCCAGUUCCCCAAGACCCUGCAUCCAGGACCGCCUCACCAACAACUCAGCCCACUACAACUACGAGCACCAGACCGAGGAGCUCAACAUCUACAUCCGCGGCUGCAGGGAGGCUCUGGUCAAUUACUACAUGGGCCUGAUGAACACUAUUGGUGCUGCGGUGCUGUCCAUCUUCCUGGUCCAGUCAUCAGUGUUGGUAAGUCUGCGGUACCUGCAGACAGCCAUGGAGGCGGUGGCAGGGCAGGAGAACACUGAGAUUGAGACCGAGGGCUACCUGCUGGAAAAAGGGGUGAAGGAGACGAUCAUGGAGUACGUGACUCCUGUGCUGGUUUUCCUUCAGCUGAACCAGGUGGGAAGUGAGGACGCUGAAGCUGGGGAGACCCCCGCCAAAUAAUGAGGAGAAAUCUAAAUGUUUCAAACCGGGUGGUGUUCAGGGCAAACAUGGCACUUUAUUGGGUGAUAAAUAAUCUAACUAGACACUGAUCAAUUCAUUUGGUAUUUCUUUGAUAUCACAAUCCAUUCCAAUGCUGAUAUGUUUUACCCCAAAUGAGUGAUUUGAAUGUUGUAAUCUAUUUCAGUCACUUGAGGGCAAAUAUAUUUUUGUAUCAGUUGUCCCAGUCUGAGCUUUAGGUACCCAUGGCCACACACACACACACACACACAUUAAACACAUUAACGUCACCCCAAGCCCUCCAUAAUCCUUUCAUGAUUAAUGAAGCUAUUUGAUGUUCAGUCAAUUCCAUGUACUCCCCAAAGGAGAAAUAAAGAACACAAUUGUUUUUUUUAGAACCGGGGAUUGACAUGUACUAUUAUUUCUACCGGUCCACAAUCCACCUUGAAGGAAAAUUUGGUUGUGGUUCAUUAAAAUAUAAUUAAAUUGAGAAAGCUACAAAACCAGCUGUAACAUGGUCAUGACAUGAAUUAGUUGGAUAUGUUCAAUUACUUCACAAUGUCAGUGUUCAAUAGUCAAUACCACAAUAAUAUCAUGGUUGACACUUACAAUGUAAAGAUAUUUCCAAUUACUGAAGGAUAGAGCUAUGUCAAAUUGAUAAAGACACAAAUAAAAAAAUAGAAUUUUGAGGAAUACUUGCAAUGUAAAGCUGACUGUAGAACGAUACACUGCUCAAUGUUCUGCUACUUAACACUUAGCAAAAUGACAUACACAGCACUGUACUACAGAACUAUUAUGACAGGGAAUCUAUUAAAGUUGACCACUU